Naegleria gruberi is the source of this 1334-nucleotide messenger RNA. Its product is annotated as histone deacetylase. The transcript has 2 exons. Gene Ontology annotation, molecular function: histone deacetylase activity. The record is from RefSeq and is a predicted model, not a curated record. The coding region runs from base 1 to 1266 and encodes 421 amino acids. Lineage: Eukaryota; Heterolobosea; Eutetramitea; Acrasida; Naegleriidae.
AUGCCAAAACACCAAAACAUCUCCUACUUUUAUGAUGGAGAUGUUGGUAAUUAUUACUAUGGCCAAGGCCAUCCAAUGAAGCCACAUCGUAUCAAGAUGACCCACAAUUUGUUAUUAAAUUAUGGACUUUAUAAACAUUUGGAAGUAUAUAGACCUCAUCCAGCUUCUGAAGUUGAAAUGUGUAAAUUCCAUGCGGAUGAAUAUGUUGAAUUCUUGAAAAGAGUUACACCUGAUAAUAUGCAUGAUUUCCAAAAACAAUUACAAGCUUUUAAUGUUGGUGAAGAUUGUCCAGUAUUUGAUGGUCUUUUUGAAUUUUGCAAACUUUCUGCAGGUGGUAGUAUUGGAGCAGCAGUAAAAUUAAACCAUGAACAAUCAGAUAUUGCCAUCAACUGGGCUGGUGGUUUGCACCACGCUAAGAAGAAUGAAGCCAGUGGCUUUUGUUACAUUAAUGAUAUUGUAUUGGCUAUUUUGGAAUUACUUAAAUAUCAUGCACGUGUUCUUUAUAUUGAUAUUGACAUUCACCAUGGUGAUGGUGUUGAGGAAGCUUUUUAUACCACAGAUCGUGUAAUGACAGUUUCUUUCCACAAAUUUGGAGAACAAUAUUUCCCAGGAACAGGUGAUAUCAAGGACAUUGGUGCUGGUGCUGGAAAGUAUUAUGCACUCAACUUCCCACUUAAGGAUGGUAUUGAUGAUGAGAGCUAUCUUUCAAUUUUCAAACCUGUUAUUGAAAAGGUUAUGCAAGUUUUUAGACCAGGUGCUGUUGUUCUUCAAUGUGGUGCUGAUUCUUUAACUGGUGAUAGAUUGGGUUGUUUUAACUUGACAACCAAAGGACAUGCUGCUUGUGUAGACUUUGUCAAAACAUUUGGCUUACCUCUUCUUGUUUUAGGUGGUGGUGGUUAUACUGUUCGUAACGUUGCUAGAUGUUGGACAUAUGAAACCUCAGUUCUUCUAGGUAUUGACAUUGAAAGUGAAAUGCCAUAUAAUGACUACUUUGAAUAUUUUGGCCCAGAUUAUAAUUUACAUCUUCAACCUUCAAACAUGGAAAAUAUGAAUUCUCUAGAGUAUUUAGAAAAGUAUAAGAAUAUUAUUUUGGAUAAUUUGAAUCAUAUCAAAGGAGCACCUUCGGUGCAGAUGCAAGAAGUUCCACCUGACACUUAUUAUGUCAGUGAAGAUGAGGAUGAUGUUGAUCCUGAUGAUCGUUUGUCACAAAAGGUUCUUGAUAGACAUAGAGCUCGUUCUAAUGAUUUUUAUGAUGAUGACUUGUAAUCUAAUUUAAUAACUCUUGUAAAUUUAAAUAUAAUUCUUUAUUCACACAAAUAAAAAAUGACCUUUUC